Molecule: messenger RNA, 3222 nt
Organism: Cajanus cajan (pigeon pea)
Lineage: Eukaryota; Viridiplantae; Streptophyta; Magnoliopsida; Fabales; Fabaceae
Gene: BRCA1
Product: breast cancer susceptibility1
Biological process (GO): positive regulation of transcription by RNA polymerase II; double-strand break repair via homologous recombination
Cellular component (GO): BRCA1-BARD1 complex; BRCA1-A complex
Molecular function (GO): ubiquitin-protein transferase activity
Source: RefSeq, a predicted model, not a curated record
UGUGUUUGUGUUGUUGUUGGUGGUGAGAUAUCGCAAUGGGGGAUUUGGAGCGAAUGGGAAGAGAACUGAAAUGUCCGAUCUGUUGGAGUUUGCUCGAUUCCGCGGUUUCGCUUACCUGCAACCAUCUUUUCUGCAACUCCUGUAUAUUCAAGUCCAUGAAAUCAGCCUCUGCGUGUCCCGUCUGUAAAAUUCCUUUCACGCGCCGAGAGGUUCGUCCUGCGCCUCACAUGGACAACUUGGUCAGCAUAUAUAAAAACAUGGAAGCUGCUUCGGGAAUUAAUAUAUUUGUCACCCAGAAUGCACCUGUUACUAAAUUAUCAGAUGAAGAAAAGCAAUGUGAAGGUGGUGCUGACAACUCUGACAACGUGGAAGCUGGUGAGACUCAUAAAAGUCAUGCACGGGGGAAGAAAACCGUUAAGAGAAAGAAGUCGAAGACAGUUCAGACCAGCACGGAAGGUUCAGGCUCUGGUUAUGACUUUGCAAAACCUUCUUUUCCUGCAAAGAAAAGGGUGCAGGUGCCGCAAAAUAUUCUUUCAGAAACUCCGUUAAAGAAUGUGAAGGUUGGAGACUCUGUUGGUGACAUUAACAAAGAGGGAACUGAAAAGGUGUCAGUUAUGGAAGAUGAAAGGCCUCUCCAAAGUGAAAAAUGUGAUCCUGUUCUUUCACCAUUCUUUUGGUUGAGAGAGGAAAAAGAUGGUGAAAAGUUGAGUCAACCAACUGAUGAGGAUCAAGUUAUUGACGGCUUAACACCAAACCCUCCCUCAUUCAGUGAUCUCAAGGACUCUGAUGAUGAAAAUCCCCCGUCGGAUGAGGUGCUAAAUAAAAGUGCUGUUAAUUUAUUUGAUAGUGAUAUGUUUGAAUGGACACAGAGGCCUUGCUCUCCUGAAUUGUUUUCAAGUCCCUCCAAAAUGCAGGUCAAAGAUACUUAUGAGGAUGAUGAAAAUCAAGAGGAAUUGGUGGCUGCCACAAUGGAGCUGGAUGCAAAUCAGGCAAGUGCUGAUUCUGACAACAUAAAACUUGAGAAUCUCAAAGAAGGAAACAGAUUGGUUGAUGCAUUACCACCGAGUAUGUCUCCUCCUCACAUUAGAAGUAUGGAUGAUCUAAAUGGAAAGAAAAGGUCUACAAAAAGAGGCAGAAAGGCUAGGGAAAAAAUUAGGCAAGAUCAGAUUGGGGAACCAAAGAAUUCAAUUGACAGAAUGCAUGUUGAUUCAAAUAUAUCAAUAGAAGUCUCUCAUGAACAAGCAUUGAACUCUAAUCACAAAUCUUCUUAUUUGGGGAAGGUUACUAGAAUGGCCAAGAGGGUUUGUUUCAGUACCAGUUCCAUUCCAACACCUAUAACUGCUUGUACGGUUCCCAGCACAUUAGGAGGUUUAGGCAAUAGUGACAUGAAGAUCGCUAAGAAUUCAAAUACUUCACUAUGUAAACAAGAAAAUGAGAAGCAAUGUCCUCAGGAGAUUGCUCUAAAAGGCCAUAUGAAGAGGUCUGGAAAACAAAAUAUUGACCAAACCAAUGAGUUUGCUGGUUCUGCUUCAUCCAUUUUUAGUCUGCAGACAGAUCAUAAUGGGAAGACCUCAUCUAAUAGAAAGCAAAGCAAAAAGAAGUUUUCCAGAAAAUCUAUGUCCUGCAGUAAAGAAUUCAGAACUACUAAAAAGCCAAAACUUUCCUCUGAUUGUAUCUCCAAGACUAAAAACGGUGUAGAAAUUCUACCUAAUGAAAGUAUUCAUCAAGGUCCGGAAGUUAGGAAUUUGAAUAAUACAUCAAAAGAAAAGCAUUGUUCUUUGAUGGAUGAAACAUUUUUAAAGAAAUGUGGGAGUCAUGUAAAAAAGUAUCAAUGUGUUUUCUGUCACUCAUCAGAAGAAUCAGAGGUUUCUGGCCCUUUGGUGCAUUACCUUGAUGGCAAGCCUGUAACUGCAGAUUAUGAAGAGGGGUCUAAAGUAACUCAUUGUCACAGGAACUGCACAGAAUGGGCCCCCGAUGUAUACUUUGAUGGUGAUGAUGCAAUAAAUCUUGAAGCUGAAAUUUGUAGAAGUCGAAGAAUUAAAUGUAGUUUCUGUGGACUUAAAGGGGCUGCACUUGGUUGUUUUGAGAAAAGUUGUCGCCGGAGCUUUCAUGUUCCUUGUGCCAAAUGGACUUCUCAAUGUCGAUGGGAUACGCAAAAUUUCGUCAUGUUAUGCCCUCUGCAUUCUUCCUCCAUGUUGCCCUGUGAAGGUUCUGGAUCCCAAAAAAGGAGCAAGAAAUGCACAGCUAGAGAGGGAAAAAACCAUGGUCCUGAACAUGACACUACAAGCCAAAGUCGGACUGCUCAUAGAUCAUACAAGAAAAUUGUACUAUGUUGUUCUGCUCUAUCCGUACAGGAGAGGAAAGUUGUUUCUGAAUUUGAAAGAGUAUCCAAGGUUACAGUCUUAAAAGAUUGGGACUCAAGUGUUACCCAUGUUAUAGCUUCCACGGAUGAAAAUGGGGCAUGCAAAAGGACCCUCAAGGUAUUGUUGGGUAUCUUGGAGGGAAAGUGGAUUCUCAAUAUUGAAUGGAUCAAAGCUUGCUUGAAGGAAAAGGAUCCCGUUGAUGAAGAGUGGUAUGAAAUUAAUGCUGACAUCCAUGGAAUUAGGGAUGGUCCUCGUCUUGGACGACUAAGAGUAUUGAACAAGCAUCCAAAGCUUUUUGAUGGCUACAAGUUUUACUUUAUGGGAGAUUUUAUACCUUCAUACAAGGGGUAUCUGCAAGAACUUGUGGUUGCUGCUGGAGGGAUAAUUUUGCACAGAAAACCAGUGUCUGGUGACCAAGAGUCAAUGUUACCAGAUAUGCAUCCAUACCAAACCGUCAUAAUUUACAGCCUCGAGAUUCCUGAUAAAUGUAAGCCUUCGAAAGAGGAUACAAUUUGCAGCCAAAGGCGCCACGUUGCAGAGGUUCUAGCAAGUUCUACAGGUUCAAAGGUAGCAAGUAAUACAUGGAUUCUGAAUUCAAUUGCAGCCUGCAAACUGCAAUGCCUUGGUCAAUGAAAUGUGAUUAUUGAGGUCAUUAAUGAGUAUGAUCUCAAACUGAGUUUCCUCUGCAUCUUUACUUAUCAUGGUAAAAUAAUAUUGGCAAUAUUAUGCAACAAAAUUUUUUGUAGUCAUAAUAUAUACUUUGAAUCAUGUUUCAUGUAUUUCCCCUCUAGUGUGAGAAUUGUGUUUGAACUUUCAAACCAUCAUUUAUCAAUGAUAAAAUCUCGAUCUAUUUUUUUAA